GUGGGGAUUUUUGUUUACAGCAUGGCUGCGUUGUCUGCAAGCCCGUGUUUUCAGUUCGUGGUUAUCAGUCGAAUGGUGCGGUUAAGGGUGUGUUAUUGUGUUAUCAAACGUGUUAAUGAAGCAUGUGAACGAUAAUUAUGUAGCUAAGUUGGAGCAAGCCUCCACAUCUUGGCCAGAUAUUUGUAUCAUGCCUUCCAGGCUGCGCCGUUUUCUCCAGUCCUUGAUACUUCUCUUGGCCAUAGUGUAUACGUCUGUCCUUGUUUACCAAAGAAACGUCGCCGUUCCAGAGAUAAGUUCUCAGCAGUUGGUGACUAGUUGGAAGGAACGCGCGCCGCAGUCGUGGCCUGAAGAGGAGGUGGCGGCUGUAGCCGCCUCCACUGCCCCCGAGGGGCGGUUGACGGCCACCGCACGGCCCCCCACCACCCGUCUCCAGGACAUAUUCAUCAGUGUCAAAACCACCUCCAACUAUCACGAGUGGCGACUGCCUGUCAUACUCAAGACCUGGUUUCAACUCGCCAAGCAGCAGACUUGGUUCUUCACUGAUACGGAUGAUGACCAGUUCCAGGAAAAAACUGCCGGUCACAUGAUAAAUACCAACUGUUCUUCAUCCCAUAAUAGGAAAGCUCUCUGCUGUAAAAUGUCAGUGGAGUUCGACUUUUUCCUGGAGACUGAUAAAAAGUGGUUCUGUCACUUCGAUGAUGAUAACUACGUGAAUGUGCCGAGGCUGGUCAGGCUGCUGGAGGAUUACAGCUCGCAGGAAGAGUGGUACCUCGGCAAGCCGAGUAUCAGGGCGCCUCUCGAGAUACUCAACCGAGAAACCAAACCUAUCAACAAGGGAAACGUUUCCUUUUGGUUUGCCACGGGUGGAGCUGGAUUCUGCCUGAGUCGUGCCUUAGCUCUGAAGAUGGUGCCAAUUGCAAGUGGCGGCAAAUUCAUGAGCAUUGGAGAGAAGAUAAGACUGCCUGAUGAUGUGACGAUGGGUUACAUUAUUGAACACCUGCUGAAGAAGCCAUUGACAGUGAUCGAUCAAUUCCACUCUCACCUGGAGCCAAUGAAGUUCCUCAGACAGGACUCCUUCCACGAUCAGAUAACGUUCAGUUAUUCUACCUACAGCAAGGAUGAAGUCAAUGUUGUCAAACUCGAUGGCUUCAAUAUGCGAGUCGAUCCCACAAGGUUCCUCUCUCUUCAUUGCUUCCUAUUCCCGUACUUUCCGUUUUGUCCCAGAUGACAAAAAGAGGACAAGAAGAAGCAGAACUCUGUCUCCUUUGUUACUGCAAUGGAUGAUGUGAUACUAGACGAUCAGCAUCAAUCCACUGCAUUUAUUCAAGAGGGAAAUGGCGUCAGUGAUAUCAUCAAGUGACAAGUCAUAUAGGAGUGGAGGACCUCCAUUGUAUGUGAUGUGAUAUAGGAAAUGGCCGGACUUCUAAUAUAGGCCCAUAUUAUAUAUAAACACUGAUAGAUCAAUGUUAGUUUUGAUAACUUUUCAAAAUGGUGCUCAAUUAGUCGUGUGUGUUGAUUUUUUCUAGAAAUACUUGGAAUCUGAUGGAUUCAAUUCUAAGCUUAUAAUUCUAUACAAGAAAUACUGAGAAUUAUGAGUGUUUCAAUUUUCUACUUCAGCUUUCAAUUUCUUAAAACUCUCUUUGAAUGGCCUGUCAUUCACCGAUAUUUCACUGAUAUUAUUUAUGAUAUUUUAAUAGCUAUUUUCAAACAGUAAUAUAUUAAUAGUUAUGUAAAUUCCAAUCAUAAUUUAUAACUCUCAUCAUAGAGAAGUAUGCUUAAUCUAUGCUCUUAUCUGAUAAUUUAUAUUCCAAUAAGUAUUCCUUUUUUGAAGCUGAUUUUCAAAAGUGUAAAUUCCAGAUUUUUUCUUAUUUAUAUUCUAGAUGUUUCAAAUUCAUUGUAAAAUUGUUGAUUCGUCUAAUAUUAAGUGCAAUACCAAGAAAUAUCUUGGGUGACUUGAGCAAUAAUCUACUGAUCUCUAAGAUUUCUACAUUACAGAGAAGUAUAUUUCUUAUUUAUUGCUGAAUUCUAGAUUAUUCAAAUUCUGAUAUCUAUUGACAUGCUUUCAUGUCUGUUGAGAGUGCCUUAAAUUCCAUUCAUAUAUGAAUAUUACAAUAAUUGGAAAUUUAAAAUGCAUGUCGUUCCAUACGUUUAAAUCUCAUAUAAUCCAGUAGCAAAUAAUCAUGUACUGUAUUUGGAAUUUUGUGAUUGCUUAUGUAUCAUGAAUAGGCUAGCAAUGAGACAAAAAAUCAAUAGUUAUUUUGUCCCCUCAUAAAAAGAUAUGUAUUAAAAGUAGCGUACUUCAAUUUUUUAUCGGGAAGUUCUAGUUUCAAAGGAAAAUUAUUUUAAUAUUUUUUUUUAUAAAAACAAAUAUAUUUUAGUGAAACAAAUUUUAUCGUAAAUUUUCAACUUUGGUAAUGAAGGACCAGUGUCCAGUGACACUUCCUAUAUUGCUAAACAAUUUGAGAACUUCGAAUUGUGAAAAUCUUCAUGUGAAGAGUGCUGAAUUCACAAAAUCCAAGAUAUAUUUCAAUUCGAAAACUGUGUAAACUUUUUCUAAUUUAUUAUUUCCCUUCAUAAGUUCAUAACUCUUUCUCAUUGCUGCUCUCAAUUUCUAAAGAAACUGCUUUAAGGUUUAUGAUCGAAUUCAAAUUCUAAUCUUGAAAAACAUAGAUUAUAGAAUAAUAAUCUAUAAUCUAUGUUUCAAAUUUAAUGCUGAAUAUAAAAUUGAUUAUCUAGUAGGGUUAAGACUUAUUCGGCUGUGAUGGAUGUAAUUACUGUAUAAACAAUAACUAUUGUAAAAAUAAUUAAGUAAAUAUUUUUAAUCUAAUUCUACUUGUAUCUGUAUUAUCUCAUUGGAUAUGAGAAAUAGUAUUUUGCAAAGGAUUUAUCACCUUUAUAUUCUUACUCAAUACUAAAUCAGUCGUAAAAAUAUUCACUUAUCUAAAUCAAUUUCAUUGAAUGAUUUUCACUGUUAAAUUACUCUGGAAAUAUGAACUUAUCACAUUUUUUCUUACUAGCCUAUUUAAUUCUACUGUUAAAUUGUAUUAUUUAGAUUGUAAAUAUUAAAAGACAAUAUUGUAUUAUAUUAUUGUAAACAUUGACUUGUAUAUUAUGUUGAUUGUUGUUAAUUUUAUAAUUGAUAAUUAUUAUUUUAUCAUAUCAUGUUAGAUGCAUGUUGUUGUGGUUUUAUAGUAUUUGAAAAUUUUGAUGCUAAAUUCUGUUUUCCUAAACUUUUGAGCCCAGGUGGCUGUAUCAAGAAUUUGUUACCAAUUUAUAAAAUGAAAUUUUAUAGGAAUAUUAUUUCAUAAAUAAAUUAUCAAUUUUCAAUAAA
This is a messenger RNA of Nilaparvata lugens (brown planthopper), 3331 nucleotides long. RefSeq names its product fringe glycosyltransferase. The transcript is spliced from 10 exons. Gene Ontology annotation, cellular component: membrane. Gene Ontology annotation, biological process: regulation of Notch signaling pathway. Lineage: Eukaryota; Metazoa; Arthropoda; Insecta; Hemiptera; Delphacidae. Gene Ontology annotation, molecular function: O-fucosylpeptide 3-beta-N-acetylglucosaminyltransferase activity. The record is from RefSeq and is a predicted model, not a curated record. Bases 116 to 1228 code for a protein of 370 amino acids.